Molecule: messenger RNA, 354 nt
Organism: Necator americanus (New World hookworm)
Lineage: Eukaryota; Metazoa; Nematoda; Chromadorea; Rhabditida; Ancylostomatidae
Exons: 1
Coding region: 1-354 (117 amino acids)
Source: RefSeq, a predicted model, not a curated record
AUGAAAUCACUAUCCUGGGAAGAAAGGGGCAUACGUGUUGAUGGAAGAUUUCUUUCGAACCUUCGUUUCGCGGACUACAUCGUUCUCUUUUCGAGCAGUACCAAUGAAGCAGAAACGAUGCUCAACAAAUUGAACGAAGCAGGGAAGAGAAUAGGACUACGAAUAAACAGAAAGAAGACACAGUUCAUGAAGAACGCCUACUGCGAGGACGGAGGAGUACAACUUGAAUGCUCCCAAAUCGUGGAAACUCCGUCAUACGUACCUUGGACGUUCAAGUUCACAAGGGAGACGACCGAUAGACAACUGGUUGGCUUUCCUGAAUGUGCACAUUUACUUGCGGAAUGGGAUAUGUAA